Argentina anserina (silverweed cinquefoil) is the source of this 1037-nucleotide messenger RNA. RefSeq lists its product as uncharacterized. Gene Ontology annotation, molecular function: hydrolase activity. The transcript has 5 exons. The record is from RefSeq and is a predicted model, not a curated record. NCBI's taxonomy places the organism in Eukaryota, Viridiplantae, Streptophyta, Magnoliopsida, Rosales, Rosaceae. Bases 63 to 1004 code for a protein of 313 amino acids.
CUCCAGUCCAUCAGUCCAUUUGUCCCAACUUCUCUCUUAUUCUCUGAAGUUUGUACCAGAAAAUGGACCAGAUUCAGCACAAGUACGUAACCGUACAUGGCCUGAACCUCCACGUCGCCGACAUCGGAACCGGUCCCAAUGUGGUCGUGUUCCUGCACGGAUUCCCAGAAAUCUGGUACUCAUGGCGCCACCAGAUGAUCGCCGCAGCCACCGCAGGGUUCCGGGCCAUUGCGCCCGACUACCGCGGGUACGGACUCUCCGACCAGCCACCCGAACCAGAGAAGGCAACCUUCCAUGACCUCAUCAAUGACCUCCUUGGAAUUCUCGAUGCUUUAGCCAUUCCCAAGGUUUUCCUAGUUGGAAAAGAUUUUGGAUCCCGAUCGGCAUACUUGUUUGCCCUUCUACACCCGGAAAGGGUCUCAGGAGUUGUAACAUUAGGAGCUCCAUACAGACCACCAACAAGUCGUUCCGUGUACGACGAAUCCCUCCCUGAAGGUUUUUACAUCAACAGAUGGCAGGAACCUGGCCGGGCAGAAGCUGAUUUUGGACGACUUGAUGCAAAAACAGUUGUUCGGAAUGUUUACAUCCUUUUCUCAAGAAGUGAACUUCCAAUAGCUGCAGAAAACCAGGAGAUCAUGGACAUGGUGGACUCAUCUACACCUCUUCCCCCAUGGUUUACUGAGGAAGAUCUUGAAGCAUAUGGGAAGCUGUAUGAGAGAUCAGGUUUCCGAACUGCACUGCGAGUUCCAUAUAGGGUGAUUAAAGAAGAUUUGGGCAUAACCAUUGAUCCAACUAUUCAAGUUCCAGUGCUGAAUAUAAUGGGGAACAAGGAUUAUUCAUUCAAAUUUCCAGGGAUAGCAGAUUACAUAAACAGUGGAAAGAUGAAAGAGUUUGUCGCCAAUUUAGAGAUUGUGUUUCUCCCUGAAGGAACUCAUUUUGUUCAAGAACAAUUCCCUGACCAGAUAAAUGAGCUCAUCCUCACCUUCCUCGGAAAGCACAUUUGAUUAGAUGAAAAAAAUUGUCCAAGUUUCCAGAGA